CCUCCCCUUUCCAGCGAACUCCAGGCUCCGCUGGAAAGCCUGGAAUUGGCCUUCUGCUCCCUCCUUCCCGCCGACUUCGCCUUCCUCUCCCAGAGCUUCCACGCUCCGGCCCUCAAGCGCCUGGACCUGAGCGGCCACGACUUCUCCCAGAGCCUCCUGGAGCCCCUGCGGCAGCUCCUGGACGAGGCCUCGGCCUCCCUGCUCCACCUGGACCUCAUGGAAUGCCGCCUCACCGACUCCCACCUGGACUCCCUGCUGGCCUCGCUCCGCCGCUGCCUCCGCCUCCGCUUCCUCGGACUCUUCGGGAAUUCCCUGAGCACGGCCGGGCUGCGGGAGCUGCUCCGCAGAACCGCGGCCUUCCCGGAGCUGCGGCUCGUGGUCUACCCGGUGCCCGUGGACUGCUACAAGCCCGGGCUCCACCAGCGCCGCUCCGGCUCCCGCUGGGUGCUGGAGGAGCGCCUGGACCGGGAACGCUUGGGAGCGGCGGGCGCGGAGCUGGCCCGGAUGCUGGAGAGCUCCGGGAGGGCCGACGUCGUCUGGACCUGCAACCCCUACGGACACGGGGCCCUGGAUUAUUUCUCCUUGUAGCUGCUCCCUCCUUC
Corapipo altera (White-ruffed manakin) is the source of this 602-nucleotide messenger RNA. Its product is annotated as leucine-rich repeat-containing protein 14-like. Lineage: Eukaryota; Metazoa; Chordata; Aves; Passeriformes; Pipridae. The record is from RefSeq and is a predicted model, not a curated record. The annotation marks the transcript as partial. The transcript has a single exon. Gene Ontology annotation, cellular component: cytoplasm.